AGCCCAUUUCGCGCUAAAUUGAAACAACAGAUCAGUUCAGUAGUCCACGCGAGGAGCAACUCACACGUCACAUCUCCUGAACCCCUCGCUGCCAGUGUUACUCUUCAACAAGUGAAGCCAAGAUGGAGGAGGCCAACAAGCUCGUCGGGACUGGCAAGAAGUACCUGGUGACGGGGAAGGUGGUGGAGGCAGUGAGCGCCCUGCAGGAGGCCUGCGGGAUGCUAGCUAAGAAGUACGGAGACACGGCGGAUGAGUGCGGGGAGGCGUUCUACUGGUGUGGGAAAGCACUGCUGGAUUUGGCACGGAUGGAGAACUCUGUCCUGGGGAACGCUCUGGAAGGAGUCCCAGAGGAGGAGGAGGAAGAGGAGGAAAAGCCCAAAGACUCCAACGUUGAGAGCGUAGAGAACGCUGAUGAAAAGUCCAGAGACGAGCUGAGGGUUCAGGUGUACGACGCCAUGGCGGAGAAGAAAACCAAUGACUCUGAGAAGCAGAGCGAGGCGACGGAGGAGAGCACGACUGAAGGCUCGGAGGCUACACCGAAGGAGGAGGAAGAGGACGGCGAGGAUGAAUCACCAGCUGAGGAGAAGGAGGGAGAAUCUGAAGCAGCUGCUGAACAGGAAGAAUCUACAGAUAAGCCAGAAGAAGCUGGAGGCGACGAGGACGAUGAAGAGAGGGAGGCUGAAGCGGAGGAGCUUGGUGAAGGGGAGCCCACUGCUGACAAGGACAGUGAAGAUGAGGAGGUGGGGAACCUGCAGCUGGCCUGGGAGAUGCUGGAAGUGGCCAAAGUGAUCUACAGAAGGAAGGAGGAGAAGGACGACCAGCUGAUGGCGGCGCAGACCCACCUGAAGCUGGGAGAGGUUUCUGUCGAGUCGGGAAACUACAACCAGGCACUCGAGGACUUCCAGGAGUGUCUGAAGCUCCAGCUGAAGCACCUGGACCCGGACAGCCGCCUGCUGGCAGAGACCCACUACCAGCUGGGGGUCGCCCACAGCCUGAACCUCCAGUACGCCCUGGCCAUCCAGGCCCUGAACAGCUCCAUCUCGGUCAUCAAGAAGAGGCUGGAGAAACUGCAGGAGAUGAUGGACAAAGCUGAGGGUCCAGAGGCUCUGGAAGACGAGAGGAAGGAGAUGGAGGAGCUGAAGGCUCUGCUCCCAGAGAUCCAGGAGAAGGUGGAGGACGCCACUGAAGGGAUGAAGAGCAGCGCUGAGGCGGCUCAGGACGGAGCCUCCAGUUCCUCUGCUUUGCCUGAUUCUACCGUCAGCCCUGCUGACCCUUCGUCCAGUCCGGCACUGCAAAGCACCAACAGCACCAGUGAACAUCCCCCCACAGUCCCAGUGUCUGAUAUCUCCCACCUGGUCAGAAAGAAGAGGAAACCAGAAAGUCCGGUAAAGGAAGCCGAAGUGAAGAGGGUGAAGCAGGACGACGACGACCAGGAGCCCCACACCAACAGGAUCCAUAAAGCUAACGGAGAUUCUGCCAAACACGUCGAAAACAUGGAGGUGGCAAAGUGACGAGUCUUUAGGCCUCCUUCCACUUUCCUUGAUGCUCACUGUCCAAGAAUAUGAAGUACACUCUGCUCAGGGGACGCAUCUCUGAAGUUCAGAACUCCGAUGUUCAGGUUUGGCUGCAUAAAGACCACAGAACCUGGAGCCUCCUCACUCGUUGCAUUUUAAGUCGGUGAAGUCAGACCGGUUCAUUCUCCUGGACAGCUCUCACACCGUGUUGCUGCUGUUGUAAAUAUGUUUUUCUAAACCUUUUUGUAACCUGUAAAGUUAAUAAAGACUGUUGGAUGAA
This is a messenger RNA of Poecilia reticulata (guppy), 1794 nucleotides long. Its product is annotated as histone-binding protein N1/N2. Gene Ontology annotation, biological process: DNA replication-dependent chromatin assembly; CENP-A containing chromatin assembly. The record is from RefSeq and is a predicted model, not a curated record. Lineage: Eukaryota; Metazoa; Chordata; Actinopteri; Cyprinodontiformes; Poeciliidae. Gene Ontology annotation, molecular function: histone binding. Gene Ontology annotation, cellular component: nucleoplasm.